Messenger RNA from Eublepharis macularius, 715 nucleotides. RefSeq names its product synaptonemal complex central element protein 3 (gene SYCE3). Gene Ontology annotation, biological process: synaptonemal complex assembly; reciprocal meiotic recombination; spermatogenesis. Lineage: Eukaryota; Metazoa; Chordata; Lepidosauria; Squamata; Eublepharidae. The record is from RefSeq and is a predicted model, not a curated record. The transcript has 3 exons. Gene Ontology annotation, cellular component: central element. The coding region runs from base 180 to 455 and encodes 91 amino acids.
CGGGCGCGGGCGCGCGCGAGUUGCGCCACCGAAAGGGCCGUUGGCCGGCCCGGCCUGCAGUUUAGGCGGGAAAAAAGGGGCGCCGGCGGUUGAGCUCCUGAGGGAAGGCGACGCCGCGAAGGAAGGGCGAGUCAGCCGAAGGGGAGGAGGGCCCGGCCCGCCUCGCCUGCCCUUCCCUGAUGGCCAAAUGUGAACCUUGUGAAAGAAAUUACGACAAUAUGGUCAAAAAGCUUGAGGACCUGAAUAAGGACUUAGAAAAACUCCUAGAAGACAUGGAAAAACUAUCAGUGCAGGCUACCUGGAUGGCUUAUGAUAUGGUAGUGAUGCGUGCUAACCCAGACUUGGCCAACUCAAUGAGACGGCUGGAAGAUGCCUUUCUCACAUGUAAGGAAGAGAUGGAAAAAAAUUGGCAAGAUAUGUUGAAAGAAACCAAAGGUGCUGAACAAAAAGAAUAAGUAAUAUUUAAACGCAAGCCUAAGAAGACUUGAUCUGAACUCACAUCACUUCUUUCAGUAUUUCUAAAUGUCUUGGAAAAUACAUUUUAAAGAGAUGUGUUGGAUGUGUCUCCUUAUCAAAUUUUCUGUUAGAAUGGGGGGAAAUACCAGUGUCUUCAUUUGCUCCUUCAUAUGUAGUGAUAACGUUUAUUUUCACUGAAGAUAGUAUCAAACAUUAAAAAUAUUAUCUAACUGUGUAUUAGUUUGUCUAUAAUCCUGUC